AUGAGAGGUGAAGAAAACGACCCUCAGAAGUCGAGAGCAAGCAAACUAGCCUCAUCCUCAGGUGGCUUGAGUUCAGUGGCAAAGGCUUCCGGAAAAGCUGUUCAACGCACUGCAAAUGCACUUAAUCCUACCAACCUAUUCAAGAAAUCGAAACCUAUGCCACACAAGCAGAGUUUAUACGAAGAGCUUCAAACCGAAACAGCUGAAGAGCAUUUGCUGGAAAGCUUGGAAGAAAGGGGAAGACGAACUGUUCCCCACUCGGAUGGCUUUCGACCUGCAGUUGAAGGAGAACGAGCUCCUCUUGGCCUGCACUCUCUGGGGAGAGCAUUCGACGAGGAGGCUCCAUUGACUUCUUCGUUUGCGUCGGAUUAUUUGAGCAUGGCACGAAUGGCACAGCAACAUAGUCAAAAUCAGAAUCAGAGAUACCACUACGAGGAGGCUGACCCAAUGAGCAACCAUCAACGUGCACAGUCACUUCUCGAAAGUAUUAAUGAGAGUGUGAAUGAGAAUGAUGAUGAAAUUGACGACACGAUGAUCGACGAGGAAAUGGGCCUCCAGGGAAUAUCGGAAAUUAUGGUGGACGAGUCCCACCCCCUUCUUGUCGAACCAAUGGAAAGAGGCUAUUCAUCAGCACCAUAUCAACGACUACAAGAGGCUCGGAGGAAUGGAGCAAGACGUCGCUUUCAAAGAAUCCUUGCAUGCCUCAAUCCAUUGAACAUAAUCAGAGGGUUGUUGCGGAUCACUCUACUGCCAUUCUUGGCAUGGGCUCUGCCUUUGUUUGUGACUUCCUGGACAUUGUUUUACUACGCUGGAAACCCUUCGCUCGAGUUCUUACCUGGCGAUGCUACUAUUUCAUGGUGGCUCAACUUUGUCGGUCGACAUGCUUUCUUGCUUCAAGUGUCCUACAUAUUCCAAACCAUCUUGAUUGAUUGGAUCAUUAUGUCAUCGCGUUUGGUCGUGGCGAUUAUUGGUCCUUGGGCGACCAUAUUUUGCCUUCAAUCACGAGGAUGGCCAUUCUUGGUUGGAUCCUGGGGUAUCUUGGCAAUGCUAUUCUUGCAGGGAAGCGACGCCUUUAGUCAGCACUGGCUGCACUCUACUGGGAUCAGGAUCUUCAAUGUUUCUAACUCAGGAAGUUAUAUUAUAGCCUCUAGCACAUACCUUCGAGUUCUCAUUGGUAUGUUAUUGGCUGGAAUUGCGACAUCCUUGAAGCGAACAAUUGUGACUCUCUACUUUGGAAAGAGAAGUUUCGAUAUAUACAAGACCAAGCUGGAGAAACUUCUCAACAAUGUGAUUUUGGUGUCGGAAGUUGCCGAGCUUUCGGCAGCGGCGAGUGAUCUUCCACACACAGAUAGCAGGAGGAGCAAUGUCACACCGAUCAGUAGCCAAACAAGCGGCCUCGGUCUCGGCGUUCAAUGGUCUAGUCUUCGUUUUAAAGAUAAGCAAAAGUUGAGUAAUACCACACAAGAUGUGGCCGAGGGAAGCCAAGGAAGCAAUGACGACGAUGAAGAAAGCGAGGAGGAAAGCGAGGAAAGCGAUAGCUACACCAGCGAUAACAUCGAGAUCAGUGAUAGGCGCAAACAAGAUAGAGAGAAAGAGAGCGACGAACAGAAUAAGUUGGAUCGACUACGCACGCAGGCUUCUUUUGCCAAAUCUUAUUCCUCUCUUUCAGCCGACACGGGUGUAAAUAAACACUUCAAAAUUAAGAACAAGCUGGGCCGAUGGGACGACCCACUGAAUAAGAUGGAUACGCAAUCCGAGUCUUCGGUCUCGGACAUUCUGAAGUUUCGAAAGGCACUAACGUACAUGGAUCUAGAGCACCCAUUCUCCGAAUCCUUUGGACCAGCAUCGACCAGGGAUGAAUUGUUAACUUCAGCUCAGGCUGCCUAUUCGCGGCUUCGACUACUUGCGGAAGGAUCAUCGACGCUUCCAUUCUCCGUGCUGGCUGUGUUAGCGGAGAAUGAAGAUGGAACUAUCGAUAAACACGCGCGCAAAAGCUUGAGAAAGAUUUUUCCGCCAGACAGAAUGGGUAAUGUGUCCCUAUUAACUUUUGUGAUGGGCUGUGAUUCGGUCUACAAGAAGCUCCGCUACUUUAGGGCCUCUGUCGGCAACUCAUCCGUGAUCGACAAAGUGCUCGAGGAUAUCAUCGACACUAUUUUCUUCUUUGUCCUUGUAAUUCUCAUUCUCGCCCUAUUGAACUUGAAUCCAUGGCCGCUUCUAGUGUCGACAUCCACACUGUUGGUGACUUUUGCCUUUGCUGUUGGACCGAGUGCUGAAAAUGCAAUCGAGGGCAUCAUUCUCAUUGUCGGUCGAAGACCUUAUGACAUUGGUGAUCGAAUCAUCAUUUCCGAUAGCCCUGGUGGACCGGCUCCAGGAGUAGACGAAUCGUGGUUUGUUGAAGACAUUACACUGUUCUCCACCACACUACGAUUCGGGAACAGCAACGAGGUUGCAACUGUCAGCAAUGGUUCGAUUGCACAAGCAAGAAUCACGAACUGUGCGAAAUCAAGCAAGGCUACUGUUCAACUUUCACUGCGGUUUCACAUCAAAUUUCACGAAGGCUCGAAUCUGCUGGAUUUCAGGGAAGCUCUUGAUACAUAUGUCUUGAACAAUCCAAACCGGUGGGAUUCGAUCUCUUUCUUCCGCUGUGAAGCAAUUGACACUGACGAUGAUUUCGUGGUGUACCGUUUGGAGACUCAGUCCACUCAGUCAUGGCAACCUGCUCCAAGAGUGCUUGAGCACCGAGCACAGCUACAUCGAUUUAUUUUGGAUCUUGCAAUUAAAAUGGAAGUUCAAUACGAAGCUCCAUUUCCAAUUCAUUUUAUAUAUGAUGGUGGCGCAAUGGUGGACUUAUCUCAUCCCAGGGUGAACAGAGCAAAAAAGCGGCAAGAGGAUUUCGUCAAAGCAAAUCGCGUAGCAUUAUCUCAGGAUUCGGGCUUUGAUCGAGCAGUAAGGGUCGAGUUGCCCGAGACGCCUGCGACACGUACUGGUGCCGACUAA
Molecule: messenger RNA, 2997 nt
Organism: Cylindrotheca closterium
Lineage: Eukaryota; Bacillariophyta; Bacillariophyceae; Bacillariales; Bacillariaceae
Source: the annotation of a GenBank genome assembly